Molecule: messenger RNA, 2895 nt
Organism: Penicillium concentricum
Lineage: Eukaryota; Fungi; Ascomycota; Eurotiomycetes; Eurotiales; Aspergillaceae
Product: putative kinesin family protein (KipA)
Exons: 1
Coding region: 1-2895 (964 amino acids)
Biological process (GO): microtubule-based movement
Molecular function (GO): ATP binding; microtubule motor activity; microtubule binding
Source: RefSeq, a predicted model, not a curated record
AUGACCUCAAUGUCAACAUUACCGCCCUCGCAGCUGUCACGGCUACCACCUCCAACUGGAUCGUUACCGCCUCUCCCCAACCCUAAACCCAGAAAGUCUACAUCUUCCGACACACCACGGGCUGCAUCCCCUUACCAGGCCUCCAAACUGCGGACCCCAUCCAGCCCCAAACCAUCGCUCAAGUCGCCUCUAUCAACGUCAAACUCAACCUCCAACCUGAAUGCCCGGUCAACUUCCGGUGGGCGCACUCCGGGUAGUCCCGACAAAUCUUUGCGCCGAACAAUUAGUAUCGCGUCAUUCCCCCAACCACCAAAGGCCAGCAGUCGUCCAUCCACUGCAUCAUCGCUCUCUGGGAUCCAAGGUGCUACUUCCAGUGUGCGACCCCAAAGAAGCUCGCGGUUGAGCACAGGAACUACGAGCAGCUACCGGAGCUCAAAGACUCCAUCAUUACUCAAUGGUAGUGGAGAAGGUAAAUUCAUAUCCAGUGGAGAUGCGCGAGAUCCGGAGGCAUCUCCAACCCAUAGCAGAAGCUCAUCCGCCCAAGGAUCUUGCUCAACGAGUGCGACGACUUUUGAGGAUGCAGAUGAUCCGACGGGGAAAUCAAGCUCUAAGCCAAAGGAGAUCAAGGGCAACGUGCUUGUCAGCGUGCGUGUUCGUCCCGACAACAACAAUGGAGAGACUUCCCGAAAUCAUGGUGAAUGGUCCGUCGAUAGUCGGCAAAGCCUCAUCUCAUACCGCGGGAAAGAAGGAGGAGAUUACUUUUAUGGUGAGAACGACAUUCCUUACUGCCCGUUCGGAACUAACCGUGGAGCAGAUAAUGUCUUUAAUCCACAAGAAAACAACGCCAAAGUUUAUGAUUCGGCUGCCAAACGUCUUGUUCGGCGUGUCAUGGAGGGUUAUCAUGGAACGGUCUUUGCAUAUGGUAUGACGGGAACCGGAAAAACCUUCUCUAUGCAGGGCACUGCCACAUCCCCCGGUGUAAUUCCACUCGCAAUCACCGACAUCUUUUCCUUCAUCAGAGAGACCCCACAUCGGGAGUUCUUGCUGCGGGUCAGCUAUCUGGAAAUAUACAACGAGAAGAUUAACGAUCUUCUUUCUGCUUCCGCUGCCAACGGCCCCGCCGGAGCCCAGGAGGAAAUCAAAUUGAGAGAGGACAGCAAACGAGGAGUAUAUGCAACGCCGCUCAAGGAAGAGAUUGUCCAGAGCCCGACACAACUUCUCCGUGUUAUCGCCCGAGGUGACCACGCGCGACGAACGAGCAGCACACAGUUCAAUGCGCGCAGUUCUCGAAGUCACGCAGUGGUUCAGAUCGUGGUCGAGAGUCGAGAGCGAGUGCCCUCUGGCAGCUCUCAAGAUAAGCGCUCCGGGAUCGCCCCGGGUGGUGUCCGGGUGUCAACCUUGAGUCUGAUUGAUCUGGCUGGCUCUGAACGUGCGGCUGAUGAUAAGGAACGCCGCACAGAAGGUGCCCAUAUCAACAAAAGUCUGCUCACUCUAGGCACCAUCAUCUCUCGGCUAUCAGAGAACAAGGAUAAGCAAGGCAACCCCACGGACCGCGAUGGGAGGCAUUUGCCUUACCGGGAUAGCAAGUUGACCCGACUACUGCAGCCAGCCUUGUCCGGUGGCUCGCUUGUGAGUAUUCUGUGCACCAUUCAAUUCACGAGCGCAGUCAAUUCGCAUACCGGUGAAACUUUGAAUACCAUGAAGUUCGCUGCGCGGGCGAAGAAUAAUAUAGUCAGUCACGCCAAAAAGGCCGAGGAGGCAUACGGCGGCGGCGGUGGUGAUUCCGGUAGUCGGGUACUGCUUGAACGAUACCGUAUGGAGAUUCAGGCUCUUCGCGGUCAGCUUGAUACCCAGGCCAAAUCCCAGGCGGAAAAGGAGCUCAAAUGGGACGAGCAGCAGUAUGAAAAGGAAGCACAGGCCCGACACGAGGAACAGGUAUUGGAAAUGCAGUUGGCGCGGACGGCGCUCAAAGAGCGGAUCGAGCAUCUCAAUCGCCUGAUUUUGAGCUCCAAGUCCACCGGCGUAAACAACCAUAACAGCCUCUCUGCGUUUGGACGUCUUUCCCGCAUGUCUGCAACAGAUUCGGGUGCGCGGUCACUACGUUCUUCCGCCAGUCAAUCUACACUGGGUGCCGGCCAUUCAUCGAUUCGACCCAUCUCGUUCAUAUCAGUCAAUAGCAACGAUCCCUCAUCGGGUAUGCUAUAUCCAGGAGGAUCGUUUGGCAACGAGGACGAAUACGACCUUGGUGAAUUUGGCGAUGGCAAAGCCAGCUUACAACGACAGGUCACUGCGCUGCAAGCUGAUCUCGGUGAUAAGAACCGGUACAUCUCUACCCUGGAGCGCCGGCUGCUCCAGGCAAGACGGUCUAGUCAUUCCCGGAUGUCAGUGGGUAUUAAGCCCGCAAAUGCCACAAUUGCCGAGCAUCCAGAUGUCUCGGCUUUGGUCCGCGAGAAAGAUAUGGAGAUCAAUGAGCUCCGGUUGCAACUCGAUGAUAAAGAUCGCAUGCUUGCCGCGCUUCGAUCCGCAGCUCGCCAUCGAGACUUGGCUGCUGUGACUAAUGACUCGCAGUCACCAGAGCUCAAGAGCAAGAGUGGAUCUACUGCUGGCGAUGCAGAUAGUUUUGCAGGGACCAAUGGCUUCAUUGCACAAUCUGAGAGUCCAGACAAGCGUCCCUUGUCUGGUAGAAGUGAAAAGGAAGACGCGGGGAAGAAUAUGGACGAGGUCUCACGCAUGCUGGAGGAAAUGAUUCAGGGUCGAGCAGACAGUGGGCACAAUGCUAAGAACAGGAGCAUUGCUAGUGAAAGCCGACGAGAAUCCUCAUCAGCGGAGGUGCCAGGUCUAAACCCAACUGCUCCCUCGUGGAAUCCAAACCUGAGCUCGCCAUUCCGAGGAUGA